Caenorhabditis remanei is the source of this 894-nucleotide messenger RNA. RefSeq lists its product as uncharacterized. Lineage: Eukaryota; Metazoa; Nematoda; Chromadorea; Rhabditida; Rhabditidae. Gene Ontology annotation, biological process: innate immune response. The record is from RefSeq and is a predicted model, not a curated record. Bases 1 to 894 code for a protein of 297 amino acids. The transcript is spliced from 5 exons.
AUGGGAUCUGCGGGUUUAUUUGAAGUUGGUUCAAAUGUCAAUUCAGUAUUUGGUUAUUCUCAAAUAAGAGUUGGAAGUGAUUAUCCUGAUAAAAAAGGUGUUCGAGUAUCAGUUGUCACGUACAAUUCAAUCGCUACAAUUCGUUCUAAUCUUAGUGAUUUCAAGUCUGCUGAUGAGUUGACAAGUAUGAUCUACUCAUUGAAACCAGGUGAUUCAUAUAAUUCUAAUCUUCAAGCCGAUAGCGAUGAGCCCUCAAUUUCUCAACUGGGAGAUGAUUUAAAAGCGAAUGGAGUGAAAAUUGUGACAGUGGCUGACAUUACGAGAAAUAACCGGCAGCAAAUUUCCAAACUAAAAUCACUUGCUAGUAAAGGUGAUGGAUUUAAUAUCAACGACGAUUAUGUUUCAGAAGAAAUCCAACAUGCAAUGUGCCGAGCUGAUUGCUUCUGUCCCCGUAUGUACCAUCAAUUUAUGGCAAAUCAAAACGGAACAGUUCAUGCUUACGGAACAUGCGUCAGUUACAGUAUCGAGAACAUCAGCUGGAGAAAUGCAAAAUUCUUCUGCCAAAACUUGCAUAAGCAAGGACAUUUGGUAACGGAAUACAGUAUUGAGAAGCAUAUUUUCAAUCGAAAUCUCUUCUCAUCACUCGCAUCUCAAGCUGAUCCGCUCAAAUAUCAUAUCGGCCUACAUUUCGUAAACAAUGGAUAUUUCUGGGAACAAUCGGAUGGUUUCCCUUUAACUCCACUAACGACUCCACUAUUUCCUAUUGCCUCGAAACCAGCUUUCACUCAACAAUGUAUUUCCAACUUGGAGAAUAUCAGCACAAACGCUGUGACGUGGCACAAUGAGAAUUGCUUCAACGAUUUGAAGCCUUUGAUGUGCGAAGUUCCAACGUGA